AUGAGCGGAAUGUCAGACCCCGCAUCGAAAUCUGAAAGUAUACAUCUAUGUGAUCGAGCGCAUGAACCCGAACAUACUGUUGGACAACACGUUCUCCCUGUUCCGCUGUCGGCACGAUGGCACUGCUCAGUGGUUGUAAGAAAGUACAAUUUGUUAGGUUUUGCUCGAUUAAGAUCCCAUAAGGUUAACAACAAGCGAAUGAUUCCAACAUCCGCGCCAUCAAAUUUUUGCCUUAUUACCUAUCGCUCGCACCGCUCACAAGAGAUUGAUUAUUGCCCCAUAACAAUGACUUCGCGUACAACAUUCUAA
This is a messenger RNA of Plasmopara halstedii, 309 nucleotides long. RefSeq lists its product as uncharacterized. The record is from RefSeq and is a predicted model, not a curated record. The transcript has a single exon. Bases 1 to 309 code for a protein of 102 amino acids. NCBI's taxonomy places the organism in Eukaryota, Oomycota, Peronosporomycetes, Peronosporales, Peronosporaceae.